Messenger RNA from Erigeron canadensis, 1821 nucleotides. Its product is annotated as putative aldehyde oxidase Art an 7. The transcript is spliced from 3 exons. Lineage: Eukaryota; Viridiplantae; Streptophyta; Magnoliopsida; Asterales; Asteraceae. The record is from RefSeq and is a predicted model, not a curated record. Bases 1 to 1746 code for a protein of 581 amino acids.
AUGGCUUCAUUAUGCAAAACCUAUAUCGUUUUCCUCCUCGUAUGGCCUCAAUUGUUUUCAUUUUGCGUAUUUGCCGCCCGAGGGGCCGGUGGUCGUGGCAAUCAUGGUGGAGGAGGAGGAGCCGAUUACACAAAGCCAGAGAUUGUAACCAACUUUAAAGGAGCAUGGGUGGUGGAUAAUCCAAAUGCAGGUGUGGCUGCCAUGCAACUACAAUUGAUGCCUAAUGAUAAAGUCGUUUGGUUUGAUACAACCUCACUUGGCCCUUCUGCUCGAAAGUUAGACCCCCCGGGAAAUUGUCCUCGUAACCCGGAUCUCAAAAACCAGCCCGAUUGCUUUGCACAUGCUAUCGCCUACGACUGGAAAACCUCAAAAAGUAGAACCAUUGUGCUAUCAGGUGAACCAUGGUGCUCUUCAGGGAACUUGUGGCCUAAUGGUAACCUUGUGGCUACAGGAGGUACCUUUAGUGGUGUCAAAGCUAUUAGAAUGCUUCCUAAAGAUGACCCGAAUGCAAAUUUUAUUGAAAGAAAAGAUGCUCUUGGUGACUUCAGAUGGUAUGCAUCUAAUCAAGUUUUAGAAGAUGGAAGUGCAAUAUUGGUUGGAGGUCGGGAAGCCUUCAGCAUUGAAAUUGUCCCACCAUCACUUGACUUCAAACCGAGACGAAUUGACUUCCCUUUCCUCAAAGAAACGUGUACACCUCCAAAGGGACCAAACCGAUUCAUCGAGAACAACCUGUACCCGUUCGUUUACCUACUUCCAGACGGCAAUGUGUUCCUUUUUGCCAACGACCGGGCUGUCAACUUAGAUCCAAAAUCAGGAAGGAUUCUUAAAAAACAUUCUGUGUUGCGUGGUGGCUCUCGAAACUACCCUGCUUCCGGAAUGUCUGCUCUGUUUCCACUCAAGCUUUCUGAUGACAACACACAUCCGCUUAAUGUGGAAGUUGUUGUUUGUGGUGGUAACAAGCCUGAUGCAUUUGAAAAAGUUGAUGCAAAACAUGUCAAAGAGAAAAUAUACGUACCUGCAUUACAGGAUUGCCAUAGAAUCCAUCCAAUGAAGGACGGUGCUAAUUGGGCGAACGAACAAGUAAUGCCAACACCGAGGGUCAUGGGCGACCUUUUACACCUCCCGACUGGAGAUCUUAUCAUGAUUAAUGGCGCGAAAAAAGGUACUGCUGCUUGGGAGGAUGCGAUCGAGCCUAAUUUUGUACCAAUCAUAUAUAGUCCAAAUAAACCAAGGGGUCAAAGGUUUAAGGAAAUGGCUCCUACAACUAUUGCUAGAAUGUAUCAUUCUACUGCAGCAUUGUUACCGGACACUAGGAUUUUGGUUGCUGGUAGUAACCCACACGAGUUCUACACUUUCAAUAUCCCACUCCCAACCGAAUUGAGAGUCGAGAAAUUCUCUCCUCAUUACCUAGAUCCUGCCCUUGAUAAGGAUAGGCUCGAGAUAUGUGACCCUCGGACCGAUAAGGUUUUGAAGUAUGGUGCACCAUUUAAGAUUGCUGUUACAUUCAAGUCUAACAUAAAGUUAUUGCUUGGUGAGGCUAAGGUAACUUUGGUUUACCCACCUUUCACCACUCAUGGAUUCUCCCAAAAUCAAAGACUGAUCGUUCCCAAGAUAAAGGGGAUCGAUAAUAAUGUGAUCAGCGCUCUUGCACCACCGUCUGGAAAGAUUGCGCCUCCGGGUUACUAUAUGAUGUUUGUGAAUCGCCUUGGCGUUCCCGGACAUGGUAUUUGGGUACAUAUUGAUUAGUGUUGCAACCAUAUCAACUUGUGUGUUGAGCUUGUAUAUCGGUUUGUUAAUUAGGUUUUUAGCUUAAUGAUUAGA